Messenger RNA from Aspergillus sclerotioniger CBS 115572, 1644 nucleotides. RefSeq names its product Dyp-type peroxidase. Lineage: Eukaryota; Fungi; Ascomycota; Eurotiomycetes; Eurotiales; Aspergillaceae. Gene Ontology annotation, cellular component: cytosol. The record is from RefSeq and is a predicted model, not a curated record. The coding region runs from base 1 to 1644 and encodes 547 amino acids. The transcript is spliced from 6 exons. Gene Ontology annotation, molecular function: peroxidase activity; heme binding.
AUGCCUGUCGAUAAGGAAAACCGGGUGGUCGACACAGACAACAUUCAGGGCAGCAUCUGGCCCCGUCUGCCCAAAUACUAUGAAUCCUACCUCUUUUUCAAGAUCACAAAGAAAGAAAGGUUCAGGAAAUAUCUCCGAGUCCUGGUCGACAAGAGGGAAAUUACCACUGGCACUGAAUGUGAGGACCACUUGAAUGCAGUCAAAGAGUUCGAAGAAGCCUGUGCGUAUUCUCGACGAGAUGUGCCUGAAUCCCAGCGAGAGGCCUUUACAGCUGUGAAUGUCGCCUUCACCCACAUGGGCCUGCUCAAGGUUGAGGACCCCAACAUCGGACCGAAUUUUGCCAGGAUCCUAGAUGAUGAUCCAGACGCUUAUUGCAAAGAUCGCAUCAAUGAGGGACUUUUCGAGAAGGGCAUGUUCGAUGACCUCGUCUAUGAAGGUGCUGAUAAUCCUCCGGCGUUGCAUCCCGAUUUCAGAGCUCCCCCUGGAAACGAAAAGAAAGACGGGCUUGAACGUUGGGAAUGGAGAGUGGAUGGUGUGUUCAUUGUCGCUGCCCACACUGCUAGAGCUCUGCGCAACAAGAUUGCGGAUGUGGAGGAUUAUUUCCAUGUCGGUGAUGCGAACUCGACCAGUAUGAAGAUUGCUUUCAGAAAGGAUGGUCAGCUUCGUCCGGGUGCGGACCGUGGAAAGGAACACUUCGGAUACGAAGAUCACAUCUCUCAGCCUAAGAUCAAGGGCUUGGAUGAUCCCCCGGCCCAGGGUGAGCCCCAUGCCUGUCCUCCAGGAUACAUCUUCCUCGGACACGAGGGUGAUCCCAACAAGAGGAGAGGCCCUGCAUGGGCCAAGGAGGGCAGUUUUCUUGUUUUCCGUCAGCUCGACCAAAAGGUUCCAGAGUUCAACACUUUCCUUCAGGAAGCGGCACCAUCAAUCCCGGGUAGCAAUUACAGGGGAGAGGAUGGCCCUGAGAAGCUGGGUGCCCAUCUGAUGGGACGAUGGAAGAGCGGUGCUGCCGAACACCCCGAGGCCAUCGAUCGCGACGUGCCAGAACUGGCCUUCUCCAACAAAUUCGACUUCCGACCCAAGAAGAGCAUCAAGGGUUGUCCGUUCGCGGCACACAUCCGCAAGAUGCGUCCCAGAGCCGACAAAAAGCAGGACAUCGGGGGCGAAGACGAUGCAGACAACGAACCCAUCCCCGAUCUAGCUCUAGAAGCUAAUGCCAUUGUUGCCGAGGGACAACACGAGGACGCCAGUGUCAUAUUGCGUCGUGGAAUCACCUUCGGACCCGAACUCACAGACGAAGAAAGGGAGCAGAACAGGACGAUCGAGGAGCGUGGUAUCUACUUUACUUGCUACCAGAGUUUGAUCCGAGAUGGAUUCAACUUCCUCAUGACUCGCUGGGCAAGCAACGCCUCCUUCCCCGAAUACAAGACCAAGACUUACCCCGACGGUCCGGGUAUGGACCCCUUCAUCAACCAGAGACUUCAUUCCGCCCAUCCCGACGGACACAUCAGUUUGUAUGAUGGAGAGAACCCAGACAGAACUGUCAAGCUUAAUCUUGGUGUGAGUCCGUGGGUCAAGCAGAGGGGUGGUGAAUACUUCUUCACUCCGUCUAUCAAAGCUCUGAGGGAGCAGUUUUCAAGUGAUUAA